AUGGGUGCAGUAAUUAAACCAAUCAUCAACACACUACUUUUCGUGCAGUUGCUGUCGCUAUUGCUCACGGAGGCUAACGUCUUGCCAUCUUCCGUUUGCAGCAUCAAACUGUCGGAGUUGGCAGAGUGCUUUCCGGCUAUAGCCGGUGGUACGUCACCCACCGUCAAAUGUUGCAACGUCUUGCACAAAGCGAAAUUAUCGUGCUUGUGCGCCUACAAGAAAGACUUCGCUAAGUAUGGCGUUGAUCCUAAAAAUGCCUUGGCAUUGCCCAAAAGGUGUGGGAUUAAGGUUCCAAGGGCGUGUACCUUUUCUUAA
Molecule: messenger RNA, 315 nt
Organism: Striga hermonthica
Lineage: Eukaryota; Viridiplantae; Streptophyta; Magnoliopsida; Lamiales; Orobanchaceae
Source: the annotation of a GenBank genome assembly